Messenger RNA from Ornithorhynchus anatinus (platypus), 3429 nucleotides. RefSeq names its product unc-5 netrin receptor D (gene UNC5D). Gene Ontology annotation, biological process: netrin-activated signaling pathway. Gene Ontology annotation, cellular component: membrane. NCBI's taxonomy places the organism in Eukaryota, Metazoa, Chordata, Mammalia, Monotremata, Ornithorhynchidae. Bases 292 to 3159 code for a protein of 955 amino acids. The transcript is spliced from 17 exons. Gene Ontology annotation, molecular function: protein binding; netrin receptor activity. The record is from RefSeq and is a predicted model, not a curated record.
GCUCCUGGAGUCUGGAGCGAGCAGCAACGUGCGCCCUGCGAGCGCAGCCGGGAAUAGGAAUCACCGCUGGACCGCUCGCCCCGCCGCCGGGAAGGGGAUGGGAUGGGGGCAUCCUCCCUCUUUUCCAGUUCCCUCCCGGAGUCCCCCGCCCCAGAUCCCUAAAAGACGCCGGGACUAGAGGCCAGAAAAGAAGCAGGGAGAGCACCACGCCUCUCCUUAUCCGUUCCCACGCCUCAUCCCCAUCCCCCAGGAGUGCGGAAGAGGACCAGGAGGAGAAGGAGCGCGGGAAGCAUGGGGGAAACAGCCGGAGGAGGAAGAGGAGGAGGAGGGCGAGGAGAGCGGUGCCAACUCCUUUUAUUGGGGUUCUGCUUCUGGGCAUCCGGAGCUGCGGCUCCCCGAGGAAACGAUAAUGGGGAAACUCUCCCAGAAUCCAUCCCUUCAGCUCCAGGAACACUGCCUCAUUUCAUGCAGGAGCCUGAUGAUGCUUACAUUAUUAAGAGCAAUCCCAUCGCUCUGAGGUGCAAAGCCAUGCCCGCUAUGCAGAUUUUCUUCAAGUGCAAUGGGGAGUGGGUCCAUCAGAAUGAGCACGUUUCAGAGGAAAGCAUGGAUGAAAGUACAGGCCUGAAGGUUCGGGAGGUGUUCAUCAAUGUCACGAGGCAGCAGGUGGAGGAUUUUCAUGGGCCUGAGGAUUACUGGUGCCAGUGUGUUGCAUGGAGCCACCUGGGCACCUCCAAGAGCAGGAAAGCCUCCGUCCGCAUAGCAUAUUUACGUAAAAACUUUGAGCAAGAUCCACAGGGAAAGGAAGUUCCUAUUGAAGGCAUGAUUGUCCUGCAUUGCCGUCCACCAGAGGGAGUUCCCGCUGCAGAGGUCGAGUGGCUGAAGAAUGAAGAGCCCAUUGACUCCCAGCAGGAUGAGAACAUUGACACCAGGGCUGAUCACAACCUGAUCAUCCGGGAGGCCCGUCUCUCCGAUUCUGGGAACUAUACUUGUAUGGCAGCCAACAUUGUGGCCAAGAGAAGGAGCCUUUCAGCCACUGUGGUGGUAUAUGUGAAUGGAGGCUGGUCUUCCUGGACAGAGUGGUCAGCCUGCAACGUUCGCUGUGGUAGAGGGUGGCAGAAACGUUCACGGACCUGCACCAACCCGGCUCCGCUCAAUGGAGGUGCUUUUUGUGAAGGAAUGUCUGUGCAGAAAAUUACUUGCACCUCUCUUUGUCCUGUGGAUGGGAGCUGGGAAGUAUGGAGUGAAUGGUCAGUCUGCAGCUCUGAGUGUGAGCAUCUGAGAAUCCGGGAAUGCACUGCUCCUCCUCCAAGAAAUGGGGGCAAAUUCUGCGAAGGCUUGAGCCAGGAAUCCGAAAAUUGCACAGAAGGACUCUGUAUCCAAGAUAAAAAACCUCUUCAUGAAAUAAAACCCCAAAACAUCGAGAAUGCUAGUGACAUUGCUCUCUAUUCGGGCCUGGGAGCUGCCAUCAUCGCUGUUGCUGUUCUUGUGGUUGGUGUCACCCUGUACAGACGGAGCCAGAGUGACUAUGGCGUGGACGUCAUUGAUUCUUCUGCAUUGACAGGUGGCUUCCAGACCUUCAACUUCAAAACAGUCCGUCAAGGGAACUCCCUCCUCCUCAACUCCUCCAUGCAGCCUGAUUUGACGGUGAGCCGAACUUACAGUGGCCCAAUCUGCCUUCAGGACCCCCUGGAUAAGGAGCUCAUGACAGAGUCUUCACUCUUCAACCCUUUGACGGACAUCAAGGUCAAAGUUCAGAGCUCAUUCAUGGUUUCUCUUGGGGUAACAGAGAGAGCAGAUUACCAUGGCAAGACCCAUUCUGGAACAUUUCCCCAUGGAAAUAACCGAAGCUUCACCACCAUACAUCCAAGAAACAAGGCACCCUACAUCCAGAAUCUUUCAUCUCUUUCUGCAAGGACUGAAUUAAGGACCACUGGUGUUUUUGGUCACCUAGGAGGACGUUUGGUGAUGCCAAAUACAGGGGUCAGUUUACUGAUUCCACAUGGAGCUAUCCCUGAAGAGGAUUCGUGGGAGAUUUACAUGUCUAUCAGUCAAGGUGAAGCCAGCCUCCAGCCAGAAGGAGCUGAAGUCCUCCUGAGCCCGGAAGUGACCUGUGGCCCUCCAGACAUCGUGGUCACUACUCCCUUUGCCUUGACAAUACCACACUGCGCAGAUGUCAGUUCUGAGCACUGGAACAUUCACUUGAAGAAGAGAACCCAGCAGGGCAAGUGGGAGGAGGUGAUGUCAGUGGAAGACGAAUCGACUUCCUGUUACUGCCUUUUGGACCCCUUUGCAUGUCAUGUUCUCCUAGACAGCUUUGGAACCUACGCUCUUGCUGGAGAGCCAAUCACAGACUGUGCUGUGAAGCAGCUCAAGGUGGCGGUCUUUGGUUGCAUGUCCUGCAACUCGCUGGAUUACAACUUGCGGGUAUACUGUGUGGACAACACCCCAUGUGCAUUUCAGGAAGUGGUUUCAGAUGAAAGGCAUCAAGGUGGACAGCUCCUGGAGGAACCAAAGUUGCUGCAUUUCAAAGGAAAUACCUUCAGUCUUCAAAUCUCUGUCCUUGAUAUCCCCCCUUUCCUCUGGAGAAUUAAACCAUUUACUGCAUGCCAGGAGGUUCCAUUCUCUCGCGUUUGGUGCAGUAACCGGCAGCCCCUGCACUGUGCCUUUUCCCUGGAGCGCUACACUCCCACCACCACCCAGCUUUCCUGCAAAAUCUGCAUCCGGCAGCUAAAGGGUCAUGAACAGAUCCUCCAAGUGCAGACAUCAAUCCUAGAGAACGAAAGAGAAACUAUCACUUUCUUUUCCCAAGAGGACAGCACUUUCCCUGCACAGACUGGCCCCAAAGCCUUCAAAAUUCCCUACUCCAUUAGACAGAGGAUAUGUGCAACAUUUGACACACCCAAUGCCAAAGGCAAAGACUGGCAGAUGUUAGCACAGAAAAACAGCAUCAACAGAAAUUUAUCUUAUUUUGCCACACAAAGCAGCCCAUCCGCUGUCAUACUGAACCUGUGGGAAGCUCGUCAUCAGCACGACGGUGAUCUUGACUCUCUGGCCUGUGCCCUUGAAGAGAUUGGGAGGACACACACGAAACUCUCUAACAUUACUGAAGCUCAGCUAGAAGAACCUGACUUCAGCUACAGCAGACAAAAUGGACUCUAGUCCACCUUCUUUCAUGGACAAACCGAUGGGCCAGCUUUUAGACUUUUACUUUCAGCUCCCACUGCUGGGGAAGGAAAGAGGUGACUUUUUAUCAGUGGCACUGGGGAUUUGAGCCUUUGUUUGUAAUCAGCAAAUCACCAUUUAAAGUGAAGGUUGUGUUGGAAAAUCUCUGUAACCAGGUAACCAGGUUAAGUGCAAGGUCCCUUUGAUUUGAGAGUUACCUUGUUCCUCCUUAAUCUUCUCAGAAUUAAAACUCUGGUUAAAAUUUUA